CUCCCAGACAUCCUAGUUAACAACGUCACUGUCAAAUGUAAAUCAGACAUGUUUACGAUUAUCAAUGGCGGGAAUAGGUAUUGCUCUUUAAUUUAGAAACUUACUUUGAUUCCGAAAUAGUGCUUUAGUGCUAUUCAAUAAUGGAUUUAAUAGAAGCGAUUAAAAAAGACAAGGCCUACUUAAAAAGUAAAUCAAUUGUAAAAAAUUGGGAAAAAGAUUUCAAACAUAAACACUCACGCACACCUUCGAAGUUCGACAUAAAGGAAGCACCUGCAAAUAUAAAAUAUGCCUACAAAAAAUAUUUUCUGUUGAAAAGUACUGCCCUGGAAAACUCAUUAUCUAUAUGUGAUUACGAAGACGAAUUUAAUUUAUCUCCAGAAAUAAUGCCACCCUUAGAAAGCGCUUCUGAAGUUGAUAAUAAACCAGAAUUAUUAUUGCCGGCGCUUCCUAGUGGUCCAGAGCUUGACAGGAUGUUAACAAGUCCAAAAAUAAUUACCCAUAAGUACAGCAUACCCAUAAGUAGCAGCCCUAUAACAGAUAAUUUGUCAAAGAAGUUGUUUCACAACAGAAAAUUUAGUAUAAGGAAUCCAAGAAAGUCUUCAAUCUAUAAAUCACAAGACAGUUACGAAUCACAAGGCGAAAGUAGUCAAUCCGAACGUCAGAAAUUUGCCACAUCUGAACUCAACAUAACCGAACCUUGUAAUGAAAUCAUUGACAAAGCUAAUUCUAAGAUAAAUCAUUGCAUUCAGCAAUUAAACAUUGAUGAGCCAAAAGAGCAAAUCAUUUUACCACAUUGCCCAAUAAGUAAUCCUGUAAAUGGCCUGAUGGACAGUUCAAAAAAAUCUUCAAUUAGGCAAAUAAAUAUUGGAUGGCUUGAAAGAGCUACAGGAUUAACAAAUGAAAGUAUGAAUCCAAGUUGUGCAAUGGAGAAAGUAGAAAAAUUUGGAUUAGGCAAUCUAUCAAUUCCUGACUGUUCAAACAAAGCUAGUGAUUAUGUUGAAAACAGUGAAUCUGAUGAUGAUAUUGCUAUCAGUAAACUGAAACCAGCUCUUAAAAAGCAAAAACUCAACUCUUCCCAAGAAUCUAAAGUUGACAUUAGACAUAAAGAUCAAAUUAACACUGUUUGUCCUGUAGAUGUAAAAGUCCGAGUUAAAAGAGGAAAGAAAAAUAAUAUUCCUAUUAAAUCAGCUGCUAAAGAUGUAAAGGGAUCUUCAUCAAAUAAAAAAAAUGAUGAGUAUAUUGAGCAACCACCUGACUUAUCUGAGUAUUUACCUUUUGGCUUAACUGAAAAAAUUAAUCCCCGACAUGUUAAUGUAUCUGAUAUACUAAAAACAGUAGAUUCAUCAGUAAUAAAUGUUAGUUCAAAAAAAUCAAUUAAUGUAGGGGAAAAUGAUAAAAUGGAAAAGAAAAUUCAAAGUGGCACUUUGAACGAGAACUUUGUACGAAUCAAUAUAGAAAAAAAAGUAUUUGUAAGAGGUAGAAAAGGCAUUAAUUUUUCCAAAUAUAAAAAGCAGUUAUGGAAAGAUAGGAAAGCACUUCACAGUGGAAUGGAGUUCCCUGAAGGAGGGAAAAUAACAUGUUUUAAAUGUGGAUCAGGAGGUCAUAUGGCCCGUUAUUGUAUUGCACAUAGGGAAAAUUCUCUUAUAGCUUUAGAGCAGUGUGACGAAACUGAUAUGCCAACUCUAGAAGACAUGCAAAAAAUUGUCAGCGAGAAUAAUCAAGAAUCUGAAGAGUCAAUCGAACAACAAUUAAGUUCUUUGGUAUAUGAGGCAAGUAAGAUUCCAGAUGAGUUCAUGAAAUUAUUAGUGGCCCCACCUGAAACAUCAAGUGAAAUGAAAUCAUUAAGCAAUGCAUCUGAAGUAGACAGUAAAGAAUUAUACAAUAUUCUACAACAAUUUGGCCAUAACUCAUUUCGUCCUGGCCAAGAAGCAGCUAUUAAGCGUAUUCUCUCAGGAUUGUCUACAUUACUCAUACUAUCUACAGGUGGUGGAAAGUCCCUUUGUUAUCAGCUCCCUGCCUUUAUCUACAGUCAACGGUACAAAUGUAUAACUUUGGUAAUAUCACCACUAGUUUCAUUAAUGGAAGAUCAAGUAUUAAGUAUGCCAGACUUUUUAAAAGCAGGAUGCUUGCAUACUAACCAACCACCUACACAAAGACGUAAAAUAAUAGAAUGCUUAAAAAAUGGUGAAAUCAAUAUUCUGCUUAUUUCUCCUGAAGCUCUUAUUGCUGGUGAUACUUCAAAUGGAUUUGCAGGUUUAUUUAAAUCUCUACCUCAGAUAGCAUUUGCAUGUAUUGAUGAGGCUCACUGUGUCUCCCAAUGGAGUCAUAAUUUUCGUCCUAGUUAUCUUAUGAUUUGUAGAGUUCUAAGGGAAAAGUUAAAUGUAAAAUGUAUACUUGGUUUGACAGCUACAGCUAGCCAGGCUACAAUUAAUAGUGUAAUUGACCAUAUAAAUAUUCCAGAUGGCUUAAAUGGUGUUGUGACCAAUCCAGCUCUGCCAAGCAAUCUGUAUUUGUCAGUGUCUUUUGAAAAUGAUAAAGACAGGGCACUAGUUUCUUUAUUAGCAUCUGAAAAAUUCAAUUCAUUUAAUUCUAUUAUAGUUUAUUGCAUAAGAAGAAAUGAAUGUGAAAGGGUGGCUGCAAUAAUUCGAUCAUGUAUUUCACAGCCUGGAAAAAUUAAUAUGGAAAAAGAAAAUAAAAAACGCAAAAGAAUGUCUUAUAUUGCUGAGGCUUAUCAUGCAGGCAUGUCUGCAGCUCAGAGAAAAAAGAUUCAAAAGCAUUUUAUGGAUGGCACAGUAAAAAUUAUUGUUGCUACAGUUGCUUUUGGUAUGGGUAUCAAUAAAUCAGACAUUCGAUGUAUUAUACAUUAUAAUAUGCCACCUAGUUUUGAAUCAUAUGUACAAGAAGUUGGGAGAGCAGGAAGAGAUGGUCAGCCUGCAUUUUGUCAUGUAUUUAUGAACAAUAGUUCUUGUGAUAAAGAUGAAUUACUUAAACAUAUUUAUGCAAAUUCUAUUGAGAGGCCAGUAAUUAGGAAACUUCUUGAGAAGGUAUUUAUACCUUGCAAAUGUAUGAGUCCAAACAGUUCAGUCAAGCAAUUAAACAAUCAAAAAAGAUGUGAAGGUCAUGAAGUAAGCAUUCCUAUUGAUAGUACAGUUGAAGAAUUGGAUUUACCAUCUGAAAAUAUAGCAACAUUAUUAUGUUACAUAGAACUCCAUCAUAAACACUACAUUAAAGUUCUUAAUAAUGCUUAUACUAUGUGUACAAUUUCAUCAUAUGGAGGCCCUAUUAAAAUUUUAGAAGCAGCUAGAUCUUGUCCUCCUCUUGCAAUGGCAUAUUUAAUAGAAGGAAAAAAAGAUAGUAAUAUCACAAAAAGUAAUGUUUUGGAAUUCAACGUUAUAGAAGUAGCAGCUGCAAUUGGUUGGGAAAGUGGAAUGACUAAGUACCAUUUGAAAAAUUUGGAAUGGAAUACAAAGGAUGGCUCAUCAAAAAGGUCUCACUUAAAGGUGGAAUUCAAUACACUAGGAUUCAAAUUGAAAGCGCCAGGUGAUUUAUCAGCAUCAGAAUUAGAUGCUGUUUUAGAUGACCUGCAUAAAAUUGUGUUGGAACAAGAAAAAAACAUGUUACAUCAGUUGGAAGAAAUUAGUAAUGCGUUUAGUAAAUUUUGUAAUUAUUCAUGGGAUAAAAUCAUUUUUUCCGAAGAGAGAAUGGCAGAAAAUUCAAAUGAUUUAAAAUUCAUAAUAAAUGAUUAUUUUUCAAGACAAAAAAGUUUACCCGAAAACAUUGUUUUACAAGAGAGAUCUUUAGACAUUGAACGAGUUACAUCAGAUGUGCGGGCGUUAAUCGCCACAUACAAAGAUUGUAAAUUUACUGGUAGAAGUAUUGCACGUAUAUUUCAAGGAAUACAAUCGCCUAAUUUUCCAGCCAUAGUGUGGGGAAGAUGUAAGUUUUGGCGAUCUCACCUUAACGAAGAUUUCUAUGGGAUAGUUAAAAUAGCCACACAACAAAUAAUUCAAAUGAAAAUGUAGUAAAUAAAUAUUAUAUUUUUACUUGUAAACCUAAGCAUGAAAGGAUGACCCUAUGAAAUAAAUUUUGCCAUAAGCUGUAAUAAUCAUGUGAUAUUA
Molecule: messenger RNA, 4118 nt
Organism: Pararge aegeria (speckled wood butterfly)
Lineage: Eukaryota; Metazoa; Arthropoda; Insecta; Lepidoptera; Nymphalidae
Gene: RecQ4
Product: ATP-dependent DNA helicase Q4
Exons: 1
Coding region: 141-4022 (1293 amino acids)
Biological process (GO): DNA replication; double-strand break repair via homologous recombination
Cellular component (GO): cytoplasm; chromosome; nucleus
Molecular function (GO): 3'-5' DNA helicase activity; ATP binding; four-way junction helicase activity
Source: RefSeq, a predicted model, not a curated record